GGAAAUGAAAAGAGGAGGAAGUAACUUCGGUUUGACUUUCAUUCAGCCUUGCUUUUUUCCCUCUCAACAACAACUAGGCUGAAAUGUUUCUUCUUUACCUCUGAAGUCAGAGGAGUUGGGUGAAAGAAUGCAGAAUGGGAAACCAGAUUCCUACUCCUCCGGCUGAGGUUCCAGCAACACCACAAUGUGCUACAACUCAGAAAGACACAGGAAGCACAACAAUCAGCGCCCAGAAUGGAUGUGUUGUCAGCCAACCUCAGUUAAGCGAUGUUCAUGUUGAAAGGGAUCUAACUGUCAAUGUUAACAACACAUAUGUCCAAGCUCCUGCCAGGACAGACGAGACUAAUGUCGUUUCUCCCAAAACCAAAGAAAACAUCCAAAGGUGCCAAGAUGAACUAAAAUCUUACCUUGAAAAUUCAACAAAGAAUCUGUUACAAGUAACAAAGGAAGAUGGAUCAUCAACUCCUUUAAACAAACUCUAUACAGAGCUGUACAUCACAGAGGGAGGCAGUGGGGAGGUUAACAGUGAACAUGAAGUGGUUGAAUUAGAAUGUAGAAGGUGUGUGAGUGAGGAGAAGAAAAUCCAACUCAAUGACAUUUUGAAAACUUUGCCAAACGAAGAGAACCCUCCUCAGAGAGUUCUGACGAAGGGAAUUGCUGGCAUUGGAAAAUCUGUUGCUGUGCAGAAAUUCACUCAGGACUGGGCUGUUGGAAAAGCCAACCAAAGCUUUCAGCUCAUAUUUCCAUUCACAUUCAGAGACUUGAAUUUAAUAAAAGACAAAGAUUAUAGUCUCAUGGAUUUAAUAGGUCACUAUUUUGAAGAAGUGAAGGAUUUGGAACCUUCAGACUACAAGAGUUCUAGUGUUUUGUUCAUCUUCGAUGGCCUGGAUGAAGGCAAAUUCCCUCUGAACUUUGAGAAAAAUGAGAUGUGCCGCAGCGUUACAAAAACUACAACAGUAGAUGUCUUACUGACCAACUUAAUUGCAGGAAAACUGCUUCACAAAGCCUCGAUCUGGAUCACAAGUAGACCGGCCGCAGCCAGUAAGAUUCCUCCUGAGUGCAUCGACAGGGUGACCGAGGUACAAGGCUUUAAUGAUGAGCAGAAGGAGGAGUACUUUCGAAAGAAAAUCAGUGACCAGGAUGUGGCUCAAAAGAUCUCCGAUCAUCUUCAGUCAAAGCCGAUGAGAACUCUGUACAUCAUGUGCCACAUCCCAAUGUUCUGUUUGAUUUCAGCCACAGCUCUCCAGAGUCUCCUCACAGGAACUCAUGAAAGUGAGUUACCCAAGACUGUGACUGAAAUGUACACACACUUCCUGAUUAUCCAAACAACACGGAAAAACGAGAAGGAUUAUCAGGAGGUUGAAACAGACAAAGAAAGAAAAAAAGAAAGGGAUAAAGAUGUGAUCAUGAAAUUGGGAAAGCUGGCAUUUGAACAGCUACAGAAGGGCAACAUAAUCUUCUAUGAAAAAGAUCUGAAGGAGUGCCAAAUUGAUCUGAAAGAAGCUGCAGUUUACUCAGGAGUUUGUACACAGAUCAUAAGGAGAGAAUCAGGUCUUCACAGACAGGAGGUUUACUCUUUUGUACAUUUAAGUGUGCAGGAGUUUCUUGCAGCUCUGUAUGUAUUGGAGACCUUCAUAGAGAGUGGACAAAAUCUGCUUCCCAGCCAGUCAAAGGUUAAAGUGAGAUCAGAGAAAGGAGAAAGCCUUAUCGUCCUCCUCCACAAGAACGCAGUGGAUAUGGCUUUAGCCAGUGAUCACGGACAAUGGGACUUGUUUCUGCGCUUCCUGCUUGGUCUGUCACAGGACAAGAAUCAGAGCCUUCUUCAGAAGGGGUUUGGAUUUAAUGUAAGAAGUCCAUUGAACAACCAGGAGACAAUCACCUACAUUCACGAGAAGAUCAAGAAACUGUCCUAUACCGACAAGAGCAUCAAUCUUUUCCAGUGUUUAAAUGAACUUGGUGACCAGUCUCUAGUAGAGCAAGUCCAAAAGUACCAGAGCUCAGGAGAUGUUAGUAAAAUUUCACCUGCACAUUGGUCAGCUUUGGCCUUUAUAUUGCUUGUUUCUAAUGAAGACCUGGAUGUGUUUGACCUGAAGAAAUACUACAAGUCAAAUGAAGUUCUGGAGAGGAUGCUGCCAGUGCUCAAAGCAUCAAAGAAAGCUUUGUUAGGUGACUGUAACCUCACUGAUAGAUGCUGUGAGUUUAUUUCAUCAGUUCUCAGCUUUAAGUCUUCUAGUCUGGAGGAGCUAGACCUGAGCAGUAAUCAACUGCAGGAUUCAGGAAUAAAGCUUCUCUCUGAUGGCCUCAAAAAUCCUAACUGCAAACUCCAGAGACUCAGUUUGAAAGACUGUAGCAUCACAACAAAAGGAUGUCAAUCUUUGGCAACUGGUCUGUCUUCCAACUCCUCCCACCUGAAAGAACUGGAUCUCAGCUACAAUAAGUUUCAUAGUGGAGGACUGAAAGUGCUUUCAGAAGUUCUCAACAAAUGCUCUUUGGAAACACUGAGGUUAUGUGCGUGUGGCAUUACAGAGGACGGAUGCAAAUCUCUGGCUUUGGCUCUCAGCUCAAACCCUUCUCACCUGAAAAACCUGGAUCUGAGCAAGAACAGUUUUGGAGGACAGGCAGUUGCUCAGCUCUGUGGCUUUCUGAAGCAUCCUGACUGCCAGCUGGAGAGACUAUGGCUUUUCAACACAAACCUACAAAAGGAGUGUGCAGCAGCUCUGGCCUCAGCUUUGGCUUCAAACCCAUCCAAGCUGAGGGAGUUGGAUCUUGGAGCGAACAUACUGGAAGAUGCUGGAGUGAUGGAGCUCGCGUCUCUGCUGAAGGAUCCAAACUGCAAAAUGGAAACACUGAGACUGGCUGGUUGUCGAAUCACAGACAGCGGCUGUGCUGCUCUGGCUUCCAGUCUGAGGUCAAACCCCGCCCACCUGAGGGUUCUGGAUCUGGCAAGAAAUGACCUCCGAGACCACGGCGUCCAACUCCUUUCUGAGUUCUUGGCAGAGUCUCUUUGCCGACUGGAGACACUGAAACUGGCUGGUUGUUGGAUCACUGACAGCGGCUGUGCUGCUCUGGCUUCAAGUCUGAGGUCAAACCCCGCCCACCUGAGGGUUCUGGAUCUGGCAAGAAACGACCUCCAAGACCACGGCGUCCAACUCCUUUCUGAGUUCUUGGCAGAGUCUCUUUGCCGACUGGAGACACUGAAACUGGCUGGUUGUUGGAUCACUGACAGCGGCUGUGCUGCUCUGGCUUCCAGUCUGAGGUCAAACCCCGCCCACCUGAGGGUUCUGGAUCUGGCAAGAAACUACCUCCGAGACCGCGGCGUCCAACACCUGUCUGAGUUCUUGGCAGAGUCUCUUUGCCGACUGGAGACACUGAAUCUGUCAGGCUGUAUGGUCUCAGAGGAAGGCUGUGGUUUUCUGGCGUCAGCUCUGACAUCCAACCCCUUCCAUCUGAGAGAGCUUGAUCUGAGCUACAAUCAUCCAGGAGCCUCAGGAGAGAAGAUGCUGAAGAAUCCACACUGCAAACUGAUUACUCUCAGGGUGGAUCAUUGUGGGGAGCAGUGGCUGAAUCUUGAUGUGAGGAAGUAUGUCUGUGAACUCAAACUGGACACAAACACAGCACACAAAUACCUCAAACUGUCUGACAACAACAGGGAGGUGACAGCAGUGACAGAGAAGCAGCCAUAUCCUGAACAUCCAGAGAGAUUUGACUACUGGGAACAGCUGUUGUGUAGAGAUGGUCUGACUGGUCGCUGUUACUGGGAGGUCGCGUGGUUUGGAGAGGUUCUUAUAUCAGUGAGUUACAGAGGAAUCAGAAGGAAAGGAAAUAGUACUGACUGCUGGUUUGGAGGGAAUAACCAGUCCUGGAGUCUGAGAUGCUCUUUUGAUGGUGGUUACUCUGUCUGGCACAAUAACAUUGUAAUCUAUCCCCCCUCCUCCUCUGUCUCUAACAGAGUAGCAGUGUAUGUGGACUGUCCCGCUGGCACUCUGUCCUUCUACGGAGUCUCCUCUGACACACUGAUCCACCUCCACACCUUCAACACCACAUUCACUGAACCUCUUUAUCCUGGGUUUGGGUUUCGGUUUGGGUGUGGGUUAUUUUCUGGUUCCUCAGUGUCUCUGUGUUCAGUGUAGGAGGAAGAGUCUCCUCCUGUGUAGAGAAAAACUCACAUUGAUGACAAACACACUUUUUAUUAGUCAUACUAAUCUACUCAUACAAAAUCUACGCGGAAAUGUCUACAGUUGUUUUGCUUUAGUGAAUGUAAUGUGUGUCCAGGGUUUUAAAUGCUGCGAGACACCAAAUAUAUUUUAGUUUUCUUUUUUUUUGUACUUUGCAAUCUGAAAAUGUUUUCAUAUAAAUAAGUAUGUAUAUCCACUAAAAUCAGGUUCCAAAAACAUGCAUAUAUGUUUUUUUAAACAAAUGUACCAAUAAUUUUACUUUGUAGAAAUAUGAUUCCUUAGUUUUUGUAAAUGAAUUAUUAGAAAAUAAACCAGUGAUAUGUUGAACCAGA
Thunnus maccoyii (southern bluefin tuna) is the source of this 4507-nucleotide messenger RNA. Its product is annotated as NACHT, LRR and PYD domains-containing protein 12-like. The coding region runs from base 135 to 4130 and encodes 1331 amino acids. The transcript is spliced from 15 exons. NCBI's taxonomy places the organism in Eukaryota, Metazoa, Chordata, Actinopteri, Scombriformes, Scombridae. Gene Ontology annotation, molecular function: protein binding. The record is from RefSeq and is a predicted model, not a curated record.